Melanotaenia boesemani (Boeseman's rainbowfish) is the source of this 2785-nucleotide messenger RNA. It is a transcript of the gene insyn1, whose product is annotated as inhibitory synaptic factor 1. Gene Ontology annotation, cellular component: postsynaptic density. Gene Ontology annotation, biological process: inhibitory postsynaptic potential. The transcript has 3 exons. The record is from RefSeq and is a predicted model, not a curated record. The coding region runs from base 1724 to 2674 and encodes 316 amino acids. Lineage: Eukaryota; Metazoa; Chordata; Actinopteri; Atheriniformes; Melanotaeniidae.
GUCUGUGAGUGUGUGUCAGGGAGAGUGUGUGUGUGAAACGGGAAGAGGAAGAGAGAAUAGAGAGGGUGAGAAGAGAAGAUGUUAGUGUGUGCGACAGAAGGACCUCCAAAGAACCGGCAGGUUGUGCGUAGCCUGAAUGAUGGUGCUGUGCCUGGACGGUGAGCUGUGGGCAUAGCAACAGCGUAGUGAUGCACAGGGAAGGUGCCAUGUGUGAUUGGCUAGCACACCCUAUGGCAGUGGCAUCGCCCUGGAUUUGGCGAGAAGCUCUCCUUCCUGCUUGUUCUCUGGGGCUACUUUGGGAAGCUUUCAUGGGAUUUAUCUUGUGCUGCUGGAUGGCACAGAGAUUUCUGCCUCUCUGAAGAGAGUCCACAGAGAAAACACACACUACAUGGAUAAGCAGUAAAAUAAUUAUCCAAUCACAGCACAAGCAGGCAGACUGGGUUCCCUUAGCAACAACCGAAGGAGACAAGAGAAUCCUUUUCUCUUUCUGCUCCCUUGGUUUUUGGGCACACCCCUGUGGACUGCUGUGGGUCAGUGUUUUGCGAAAGGACUUGGAGAGCGAUGUUGCAUAAGACAAGCUGCCACCUGAAUUCCAGGGCACGGUGUUCAUUUGCUUUCCAGCCCCCUUGCUACUGUGUCUCAUUGGCACCAUGAUUUCUUUUUCUUUUUUUUUUUUCUUUUUUUUGUUAUCCCUUCACAAAUUCUCAUCACAAGUCACGUUCCGCCAGCUUAGAAAUCAAUUCAUCUUGAUCACACACUACCUGGAAUGAGCCCUGCGUUUGGGGGGGAAAUUGGACACUCUGUGAAAAAAACAUCACUUACUCUUCUCUCUUUCAUGGACGAGAAAUGAAGGACAACACGAUUAGGUCAUUCUCUGCAAAGGAAACGGAUAUGAAGCAAAGUUUAUUUAGAUGAAUUUCUCCUAAGAGUUUGUUUCUUUUUUUUUUCUUUUUUUUUUUCCUGGAGGGGUAAACAACACUGCACAGAGGAAUAUUCCCGUUUUCAAACAGGAUCUGUCCUUUCUCUCUUUACAGACAGCAACCCUUGCUGAGGGACUAUAUUUAGAAGGCAAAUAUUGUCCCCACUGGCCACCAUUAACAAAAAAAAGAAAAAGAUCAUUUUGGAAACUGAGCUAGUGCUGGAAGUUCUAUUUUUCUAGCUUACAACCUGUGUUAGUUACUCUAAAAAAAUAAGGUUACCAUGAACCUCUUUUCUGCUUUCACUUUUGUAUGUUAGGCUGCAGUGAUGUCGCUGUGUUUCACAGUGAGAAAGAUUGUACAGGACAAGUGAAAGAGGGAAGAAGUAUUCUCCCUGUAUAGGCAGGUGUUUUUAAAUAGCACCUCCUCGGGAACAAUUUCAAACAUACACACUGACACAUGAGUUGGCUCAACACCAUUAUGUAAGUUUCAUAGCCGAUGUAUUUUGGCUCUUCUCUUUUCAUGGAUUUACUGUGUUUGACUUUUCCCAUGCUGAUUUCUUCAUUUUUGGAAACGUCUAUAAGAAGGCAUGGAUGUCAGAGUGUGACCGUGUACCGACCGUGCGGGCGAGGCAAGGUGUUUUGGCUGCCUAGGUGCUUUUAAGAUGUUGAGGUCUCCCUGCGUGGCCGGGGCCCCUGUUCGGAUCAGUAGCACUGAGGCUCCUUGUAGCCAAAGACAUGGACCCCGACUCGGCUCCCCCACGCCCUCAGCCUGUUGGCCACUGGCCCCACUUCGCUUUGUAAAGGAUGUCCCUCAGCAGAGCUCCGGCCCGGGACACCUCUGAGACCCCCAGCCCGAGAGAACGCAUCCGCAGCCACAUGAAGAUGGUGAUCGACCAGCUGGAAGGCAUUCUCAAAGAGCUCAAGGAUGUGGCCAAGGAACUUCGGGAGGUGGUGGGUCAAAUCGAUAAACUAACGUCUGACUUUGACUUUGACCUGGAGUUAGAUGACUGGACGGUGGCCACAGCCAGCAGCACGUCCAGCAGUGAGCGGGGUCUGGGAGAAGCUUUCAGAUUGGACUUUCUCAAUGCAGAUGUGCUUUCUGAUACCUGGGAAUUCUGCAGUUAUCUAGAGGCUGCAGGAGCAGCCGCCCGAAGCUCCAAUGAGCAACAUGUGGAUCUGGACCGUGGGGCCAUCCCCACCCAGACCCAGACCCCCACCCCACCCCCCACCACUGCCUCGGUCUACUCACAGAUGAAUGGCGGUCUGCCUAUCCCAAACGGGCCACGCAUUAUUACUCCAGAUUCAUCCAGUGAGGAGGCCAGCAGCUCCACACACAGCCAAAAGACCUCCCGUACCUCUGGCACAAGAGAAAGAGUCCGUUUCAGUGACAAAAUCCUGUACCACGCGUUGUGCUGCGACGAUGACGAGGAGGAGGAGCAGGAGGAGUUACAAGAGGACAAGAGUGGAUGUGCUACACCAGAUAGCGAUACUGAGCCCAGCCUCCUGGCCAGCUCAGUUGCCCCUAAACGUUCUUCCUCUGAGCACUCACUCCUCCAUAACUGUCUGGACCCUUCUUACGUUUCCUCGCCAGUGAAAGGGAUGACAGGAGCUCACACACUACCCAGAAAAGGUCUCUUAAACCCCGGCUGCCGCAAAAAACUGUUAAGAAAUAGCAGCACACAAACUGUCUCAGACAAGAGCACCCAAACUGUACUGCCCUAUAUUCCAAGCAAACAGAAAGCAAAGGACCACUGAGAAAGACUGAAGUUACACAAAUCUCAUGAAGAGAACUGUGCAUUAUUUACUAUUAAAUACAUAGCUCAUAGAUUAAUACACAAAUAAAUAAAUUACUAAAUAAAUAAAUGA